Molecule: messenger RNA, 1365 nt
Organism: Saxophila tyrrhenica
Lineage: Eukaryota; Fungi; Ascomycota; Dothideomycetes; Mycosphaerellales; Extremaceae
Product: sporulation-specific protein 22
Exons: 1
Coding region: 1-1365 (454 amino acids)
Biological process (GO): regulation of synaptonemal complex assembly
Source: RefSeq, a predicted model, not a curated record
AUGGCUAUCGCCAAGAGUGACUUCGAGGGGGCUCGUUCGGCCUACUACGAGAUGCCUCCAGGUUCGCAGAACGAGAGCGUCACAAGGUACCUUGCCUUCAAGCUGGCCAUUCGCACGGACGAUUACAACUUCGCCACCGAGAGCCUUCAGGUGAUACUGAGAGGUGCAGACCGGGAUGCCACAUUUCUGUAUGCAUGUGCGCUCGAGGCACAGCAAUCGCAGAUGCGUCAUAUCGCCAUUGCGGCAUUACAAGCGAUACUCGACAAGCAGCCUCCUGGCGUCCAUCUGCCAUCUCUAUUGCGGUGCAUUGCCAGACUACUGCUUGGUGAGCUUGACGCACCAUCACGCAACCAAGAAGAUGUGGCGCAGGAGAUUGUUCGGGUGUUCGAAACUGCAGCCCAGAACUUAGCGGCUCUGAAACAAGGGAGUGGAGAGCAAUGGCGCACUGAACUGCAGUGGUGGAGCAAGAAUGCGUACAACAUCUCACUCAAGCUCUGCGGACAAAUACAUCCCGAGCUUCUGGUGCGGCUUCUCCAGGCUUGCUGCAGGUUCGUUGAAGUACUUCCUCAGGACGGCGGCCGGAUGCACAACGACGACCUCUCCAGACGGGAAUUAAUCUGCCACUUCCUGGCAGCCGCUGCGCUCAUUGCACUUGGGCGGUCGAACGAAGAAGGCUCAGAGUAUGGUUUGCAGAGCUUCCUGCAAGCACGGCAAGAAAUAUCAGCGUUCAAGGCAACACACAACAAGCUUGCGAAUCACAGCGACGCGGACAAUGCCAGCAGAUCAUUCCAGCUCCAGAAGUUCGACCUGGAGUGCAUCCUCAACCUUCAGCAGUGGGAUGAUGUGGCUGCGGCCUUCCAGUCUUGCUUGGACUUUGAGCGAGUCGAUGACUGGGACGCCCUGGCCGACAUCGUACUCAUCAUCCACCAAAAGUCCGCCAACCUCAGCGAAGAGGCCAAUUCAAGGAUGAUGGAGCUUCUCGAUCGGAUCAUUAACGAAACAUGGCAAAAGGGGAAAGAGAUUGUGAAAGCGGCGAGGUGGCUCCGCUUGUCUUUCUCGCUUGAUCUGAACGACGGUGACGGGAGUCUUGCAUUGAAGCUGCUGGCCCAGGCGGCGCGGAUGGCAAAGCGGCAGCGAGACCGAAGAGGACACGCCUUCCCGGAGACCGAGCUGCAGUGGCUGGCUACGACGUCCUUCAACCGAGCCAUCGACUUGCUCUCGGCAGGUGCGAAUGAGGCGUGCAUGGAGUGGAUUGAGGGUGCGCUGGGACUGGCUAGAUGGGCAGGAGACACUGGAGCGUUGCAUAAGAAUCUGUCGGAUAGAAAGGAGCUGGUUGCUCGCAGGAUGAGGGAGGUGGUUGUGUGA